ACUUUGACGACUUCCGGUUAAAUUUUACGACCUCUGUUGUUUUGGUUACAGAAGAAGCUGACUGGUAGAACACGAUGGAAAAAGAUAAAGUUUUAGAACAACGCCCUCUCCACGAUCCACCACAGGGUAUGGAACCCUAUGAUAUGAAAACUACUAGUGAUCUCGGGGCCCUCAGUGACGACCAACAAGCGAAACUGAAUAAAUUUAAGAUGAAGACAAGAUUGGAAAAUGAAAAAUACUUGAGGCAACAUCCAGAGGUUGAAUGUUUAGUUGCUGGCUUCCUAGGAGAUAUAUUUCUGAAACGACCAGAUAAUGUACGGGACUUUGCUGCAAAUUAUUUUACGGACAAAGACCUGCCUAACAAAAUAGAAACUAUGCUGGAAGAAAGGCAACAGCAAAUCAGGCAGAAUAGAGUGCUCAGGAAAUUAUAG
Messenger RNA from Dimorphilus gyrociliatus, 431 nucleotides. NCBI's taxonomy places the organism in Eukaryota, Metazoa, Annelida, Polychaeta, Dinophilidae. The record is from the annotation of a GenBank genome assembly.